AUGCAGGAAGUUGCAGCGACGCUGGACGGAGGAAAGGAGGAGGAGGAGAAAGAGGAGGAGAAGGAGAGCAGAAGGAAGGUCAAUCCUUCAACACCCAUGAAAUCUGUGUACGCAGAAAUCCCUGACCGGCAUUAUCAGAUCAUUGCGCACCCUGCGCAAGAAGAAUUAGCGUUGAGACUAGUCAAGCAUGACCCCAAAAGGUUCACCUACCAUCCCACGAAUUGGUCCAAGUUCAAGGACGGGACGGACAACAUUGAAGUGGGUGGUUUCAAUCCUGUAAACUACAUCCGAGGGGCGCAUGUCCUCUUUCUCGCCUCCUUCCACAACAACGACGUCACCCUAAGCCAAUUCCACGUCUUGAACAUGCUCUGCGAGUCCUUCGUCGAGACUAUGUGCGUUAUCUUGCCUUACUGGCCAUUUGGCACAACACCCAUUGAUCUACCUCGAGACCCUGUCCUCUCCAAAACGCCUCAGCAGUUGACUUCUCCUCACAACUUCAAGCUCGGAACCAUGGAGAGGGUGGUGCGGGAAGGGCAGGUUGCAACAGCAAGCACGCUUGCUCGUCUCUUCUCCAACCUUCCAAGAGUCGGAAAGCCAAUCAGAGUGAUGGUGUACGACCUCCACACCCUGCAGAAUCGAUUCUACCUCAGCGGCAACGCUCUUGCUAGCUUGCACACAGCAAUUCCCCUGCUGAUCAACGAGUUGCGCAGCCCGGAAAGCAAGAUAUCUUGCAUCGCAUUCCCAGAUGAAGGUGCCUGCAAACGCUUCUCCACGCUCUUCAGCACUGAGUUCCCUGACUGGCCAGUAGUGACAUGCGGAAAGAUUCGAGAUGGCGAUCGGCGUGUUGUGACCAUUCAAGAUGGCGAUCCCAAAGACCGACACGUCAUCAUCGUAGACGACCUAGUUCAGGUUCUUGAUCUCACCAACAUCAUCAUCGCCGAUCUAGGAUAG
Messenger RNA from Guillardia theta CCMP2712, 951 nucleotides. RefSeq lists its product as hypothetical. The transcript is spliced from 14 exons. The record is from RefSeq and is a predicted model, not a curated record. Gene Ontology annotation, molecular function: magnesium ion binding; ribose phosphate diphosphokinase activity. Gene Ontology annotation, biological process: purine nucleotide biosynthetic process; 5-phosphoribose 1-diphosphate biosynthetic process. The coding region runs from base 1 to 951 and encodes 316 amino acids. Lineage: Eukaryota; Cryptophyceae; Pyrenomonadales; Geminigeraceae. Gene Ontology annotation, cellular component: ribose phosphate diphosphokinase complex; cytoplasm.